Messenger RNA from Olea europaea var. sylvestris, 586 nucleotides. RefSeq lists its product as uncharacterized. The transcript has 2 exons. Bases 152 to 565 code for a protein of 137 amino acids. Lineage: Eukaryota; Viridiplantae; Streptophyta; Magnoliopsida; Lamiales; Oleaceae. Gene Ontology annotation, biological process: COPII-coated vesicle cargo loading; endoplasmic reticulum to Golgi vesicle-mediated transport; intracellular protein transport. Gene Ontology annotation, cellular component: endoplasmic reticulum exit site; COPII vesicle coat. The record is from RefSeq and is a predicted model, not a curated record. Gene Ontology annotation, molecular function: SNARE binding; zinc ion binding.
CGGCAAUGCACACUCGCUUGACCUACACUUAUCUUCCCCAGUUGACCCAAAUCAACCCUCAUUGAUAAAUCAUAAACCCUCAAAUUUCUCAAUUUCUCUUUUCACAGAGGCAUAUAGUUCCUAUCACAAACGGUUCGGAUUCGGAUCCGGAAUGGCUGUACGGGCGACUAUGACACGGUUCCCGGGCGACCCGGAUGCCCAGGAGGCGUGCGGCUUGCCGUGGGGCGUCACGUUGACUCCAUUUGCUACAAAGGAUGAGAACAGCUGCCCGCCGGUGUACGGAUCGGAAGGGCAUUUGUUGCCUCGCUGCGAGAAUUGUUGGGCUUAUUACAAUACGUAUUGUGACCAGGAGCAGUGGGCAUGGACCUGUGCCCUUUGCGGCACACUCAACGGGCUUUCAUCUCAGUCAAUUGCCAGAUAUUCCCUCCCGGAUUCGUGCCCGGAAAUUUUGUCGUCAUUCAUCGACCUUGAAUUGCCUCUGGAAGGAUCCGAGGAAAUGCAGCCAAAGCCAGUGUAUGUUGCAAUGGUUGAUCUUUCGUGUAAGAUUUGCUCAACUCUAUGGUAAAAUUUUGUAAGUGAAUUAUUU